Messenger RNA from Stylophora pistillata, 1350 nucleotides. RefSeq lists its product as uncharacterized. NCBI's taxonomy places the organism in Eukaryota, Metazoa, Cnidaria, Anthozoa, Scleractinia, Pocilloporidae. The record is from RefSeq and is a predicted model, not a curated record.
UUUCUCGAAAAGUAAUAACACUUCGCACUGAUACGUUUUUGAGAUUGUAAAGCUAGUUUAUUUUUAAGUUCGACGAAAUGGUGAACUGCUGUGUUCCUGGAUGUACCAAUUACUCUGCUAAGACAACAAAUGUGAGCUUCCAUAAGAUUCCACCGGACAAACAGCGGAGGAAAGCAUGGCUGGAGAGAAUUCGUCGCUUGAAUAUGCCGCUCUUACAAUACAGCUAUGUCUGUAGUGAUCACUUCUCGGCAAGCUGUUUCCAGUCGAAUCUUCAAGCAAAGAUCACUGGGCAAAGGUAUAAACGGCGGCUAAAGGAGGAUGCUGUGCCUUCUAUAUUUGACUAUGCUUCACAAUCUACUAAAAAGAGACCCCGAUUGUCAAGCGAAAAUCGCCGCGAUCGACGAAUGCAACAAGAAGAUGUCGCGGAAUUACUGGCCGCUGCAAACGAUCAGAAUGCUUCCACAGAAGGAGUAGUAAGUAAUGAGGAAGUUGUUAUUUCUGAAAAUUCAGAAUUCUUCUCUUGGAGUCCAACGAAGUGCGAUGUUGGAAUUCAGUGCUGUCUUCAACCUCUUACCCACAAAAGUAAGGCAAUACAAACAGAGUUUGAAGAUGUUGCCAUGACUACUAGAGCUAGGACUAAGUCUCCCCCUCCGACCCAGGCAAAUGCAACCGAAAAAGUUUUCCUACCGACAGAUGAAACUACAACUGGCAUUUUUCCUCUUUCAAAAACUUCACUCAUUAAUGCUGAAGGAUGGAAAGUUAACAAUGAUCAUAAUUAUGCUAUGCAUGCUCCCCCAUAUGAACUCUUUCCUACUUAUGAAGAUGACAGUUUCAGUGUUACCUCACAGCCCCCUCUGCCUGAGGUGGAAGUUGUGAUACCUAACACUGUUACUGAAGGGAAUGAGACGGAUAAAAGUGAGGAUGACAAUGAUUACGAGGAUGAUUACUUCAAGGACCCAAAUUGGCAUUUGCCACCAAAUGUAAAUAGUUUCACCAGAGAGGAUGUCAAGGAUGACACAUUAUUUGAAGAAGAAUCCAAGAGAGACUACAUUACCCCUGACUCUGAAAAGAAAUCUGUUGUCUUUGAGUCAUCCAUACAUAAAUUGCUGAAAAGGUGCCCCAGUUGUGGAGAUAUAAUAAUCGAUUGUGAAAGGAAAACAACUGGUAGCAUGUUGUCAGUUCAAUUGACUUGUAACAGUGGCCAUACAGUAAAGUGGGAUUCACAAACAGUAGUGAAAGGAAACCCCUAGGAAAUCUAUUGUUGUCUGCUGCUAUUUUGUUACAGGAAUACUUUUACUGCAAUCAGCCAGUGGGCAUCAUGCUUUAAUCUUCAAUUUUUCAGUGAAAGUG